Molecule: messenger RNA, 1859 nt
Organism: Suillus discolor
Lineage: Eukaryota; Fungi; Basidiomycota; Agaricomycetes; Boletales; Suillaceae
Product: major facilitator superfamily domain-containing protein
Exons: 3
Coding region: 244-1677 (477 amino acids)
Biological process (GO): transmembrane transport
Cellular component (GO): membrane
Molecular function (GO): transmembrane transporter activity
Source: RefSeq, a predicted model, not a curated record
CAGGCAUCCUCCAUGAGGAGGAAUAAGUUAUUUGUGCCUGGGACUCGGACUGAGUACGUGAGUAGAGCUCUAUCCGUCAGGGAAUACUAUGCGCACGCGUGACCUAAUCAUCUCAAUUGUAAUCAUGAUGACUCCGAUCCGCUAUCAUAUUAAUAUCAGUGAUCAUGCACAUUGCAGGGACGUGGCACAAGGUGUUUUCCUUUCCCUUCAAACCGCUUCAUCUCGACUGGCGUUUUCGUGCAGAUGACGAACCUCAAACUACUACUGAACCAAAUCAACCCGUUCUCGUCUCGCCAUGAAACGACCGACCAUCAUGAUGAAGAGGAAUUCAAGCUUCCGAACAUGACGUCUCUGGUCAUCAUGAUUUCAAUGAAUCUCCUUCUUCAAGUCUCGUUUUUCAUCGUCGUUUCGUCGUCGAAUAAAUAUGGAGAAUACUUGGGAGGAAAUGCUACUUUCUCUGGAAUUAUCAUCGGGAUUCCGACAGCUUUUGCCGGACUUUCUUUGAUUCCCUUGACAAAGUACGAUAAAGGGAUGUACAAAAUGCCCCUUCAUGUCAGUUGCUGCUUCGCCAUUCUAGGCCAUGUCGCCUACGCUCUGGCCUUCCGGGCCAACUUUCUAUAUUUGAUUUUGAUCGGCCGUUGCCUCAAUGGGGUUGCAUUCUCCAUGUUCAUGUACUGCAAACGGUACUGCACAGACCCUCGGAUUGUUGGCAUCAGACGGAGAACUACGCUUGCUAGCUGGUUGGUCAUUGGUCAAGGCAUGGGCAUGAGCUUUGGCCCAUUCCUUGGUGGCGUGUUGUACGAAGUCGGGUUCUCAAACUCAAUUUUCAACGGUUAUACAAGUCCGGGAUGGAUCAUGGCCGUGAUUUACGCUGGCUUCUGGGUUUUGGUAACAAAAUAUUUCGAGGACAUCCCUCAACCACCAACCAUCAUGGAAUUGCAGUUAGCAAGAGAUUCAAAUCCUCCCAUCGUUUCUUUAGAAGUGAAAGGUGAAGACACAGAGGCUUCUCCCGAUUAUCCAUCAGCAUCUACCACACGUCCUGCCUCACCCAUUGACGAAUCAUUCAGAGCACAACUCUCGCUGAUUACACGGUCCCAGUGGGGUGUCAUUGCAUGCAUGUGCUGGUUCGCGAUGCUCUGUUUUUUCAUCCUAGGCUCUUGGGAAGCCAAUCUGCCUGUUUUUGGUGCCGCUGCUGAAAACUUUCACUGGUCACCAUUUGCUGCAGGAAAUUUCAUCGCUCUCGGAGGAAUAACAUGUUUCCCUUUCCUGCUCUUCAACCUCUUAGCUGCACGUCGCACACAGGAUCGCAAAAUCCUCGCAUUCGGUACGAUUAUCGGCCUUGCAGGGCUUAUUAUUUUUCUUUCCAUCCUUCGCACCGGAAAAGUCAAUUAUGGCUCGCUAUUUGCAUGUUGGUGGACCGUAGCGCUCGGUUUUAACCUUGCGACCACUGUGACCCUUAGUCUACUCAGCAAGCAGCUCCCACCCGAGUGGAACGGGCGCACUUCAAUGGCAAUUCAAUACAGCAAUUAUACCGGUCGUGUUACCGGCGCAAUCUGGGGUGGUUCGGGUGUUUCAGUGGGGAUGUUGAACUUUGUGGGAUUGGAGAUUGCUAUGGUCGGUAUUGGAGCUAUCUUGUUUACCACAUUGUGGAGGGAUCUAAAGACGAAGACGGGAUGACAUAUCCGGGGGGAGAGCGUUUUAUAAUACUGAGGCUGGCCAUUAUGAUUUCUGCACAAUGUAUAAUCUUAUGAUGGCCUUGGGGUGUCGUCCACGGUCACUGCAAGUACGCUGUAUAUCCAACAGCAACAGUCGAGACUACUAGCUUACUAUUCCAUACAUCAAGCCUUCAAGCUUCAGGU